Messenger RNA from Dracunculus medinensis (Guinea worm), 603 nucleotides. The record is from the annotation of a GenBank genome assembly. NCBI's taxonomy places the organism in Eukaryota, Metazoa, Nematoda, Chromadorea, Rhabditida, Dracunculidae.
AUGACACUUAAUACAGGCUACAAUAAUCCGUACAGAAUAUCACCAGAUUUUGGUUACUACACAGCUUGCCAAAAAUCCAUAUCAUUAUAUCUUUCACAGUUAGUUGCUCAGGAAACUCUCACUUGGGACUCGUCCAACGAAAAUUGUCCAUUGUAUCGCUUGCCCAAUAAUUACGAGAGUUAUUUGGCUUGCGAUUUCGUUCGAAAUCGUUGGUAUGAGUUGUUCUUUUCAAGUGCUAUACAAUAUGAAUUAUAUUACAAAAAAAUUUACCGGAAAUUUUGGGCAAAUUACACAAGUACCUUCCUUAUUAAACCAACUUAUGUGGUUCGCAAAAAUGGCACUGAAACUGAUUGGCUCUCAGACUUAAUAUCAUUGCAAAUAAGGUUAAAGGAUUGCAACUAUGCGGAAUAUUUAAUUAGCAUCGAUCCAUUUUGGCCAGUACCAUUAUCAGUUACAUUGCGUUAUCGUAUAAGGACAACAGUUCAUGUUCAUUAUGUUUCUAUCUUAUUCAAUUCUACUAUAAAUCGAUGGAAAUCAUCAAUUUUCCCUAUAAUAUCAUCGACAUUUCUUCAUGAACUUUGUAUUCAAGUUUGUACCUUUUAA